GGCUGGGUUCAGGGUGAGCGGGUUCUGUCACCCGGGGCAACAGCAACAACAAGCCAGCUCCUGCUUGGCUCCGGGAUGGGGUGGAACCAUGGCCAGUGGCACCCGGGCUCCGUGCUGUGGCCCCCCGUGGCCUCCCAUCUCUGCCACCGAGGUGCCUGGAUCCGGGCCCAACUGGAAUCUCACCAGCAGCUGGGUUGCCCACCGCAUCAUCCCACCCGCGCCCUUCCCCCCGCCGACGGUGCAGUCCACGGUCGCGGACCCUCUACCCCCGGCUGCAAAGCAGGAUUCGCGCAUCUGGGCUUUUGACGAGGUCCUCAGCAGAUGGGAGACAACCUCUGGCUCGGCCUACGUGCCCAAGACCCAUGGCGGGCCCUGCGCCCAACCCAGAGCCCCAGAGCCUGCAGACCCCACGCGGACUGUGGGGAUCAAGGAUUUAGGAGAAAAGCUCAGACACCGCGGCUGGCGCCUCCCACUGACCACAAAGUACCAGAGCAGCGAGACGAAGGCGCAGUACACGGGCUAUCCCGGCCGGGACCCACGCGCCCCGGAAUACGUCGGGCUCCAGCCCCCGCAGCUCGCAGACCAUCACCGAGGGGGGCCUUCCCAGGCUCUAAUUCCCUGGACGAAGAACCCUGAGCUGUCUGGCUGGCCUUUCAUUGUAUCCGACCGGGGCGUCCUGGCCCGCCGGCAGCUCUAUCUGACCACCUCGGCGCGGGACUUUCGGUUUUAUCCCAAGAAGGAGCUGUCGGGAUACCCCCGCAAAGACUCCCUGACCUACUGGAGCUUCGAAGAGAUGCCCCAGGUCUCGGGGCACGGACCGCAGCAGCCACCCCGACCGCCACGGGUCCGCGUGCCCCGCGCCCGCCCGGUGACUCUGGCCGUGCCGCACCGCGGGGCCUUGUCUCUGGCUCAGGAGUCCUACAGUCUCCCGCUGCACCCGCUCCGCCCGCUCGACCGCUUCUGCCUGCUGGAGGCGCCCUGGAGCGGCCCCCACUGGAAACCCCUGCCGGGCAUCCACAGCGUGCCGAAAGCCUACAGCGCCGAGAACUCCAGCUACGGCAGCUUAAAGCCGGCGCUGGUGUGAGCUGGCCCGGCAA
This is a messenger RNA of Sapajus apella (tufted capuchin), 1097 nucleotides long. RefSeq lists its product as uncharacterized. The coding region runs from base 89 to 1084 and encodes 331 amino acids. Lineage: Eukaryota; Metazoa; Chordata; Mammalia; Primates; Cebidae. The record is from RefSeq and is a predicted model, not a curated record. The transcript has 5 exons.